GCUGUUUGUUUCCAGACCACGGUGCUGUGGAGGGAGCAGCUACGUGGGCCUCCCACCCUAACUGACUGCUGUGCAGCGAGGAGCGAGGCUCAACCCCAGGUGCCCAGUGGACGGCCUGCCUGCGCUAGCUGGUCCAGGAAGCUGCCAGCUGGAGGCCCAAGGCCGGCUUUUAGCUGCCCAUCACCAGAGGCUCCCCUCUCCCCAGCCGGCGAUCAAACUCCCGGGGCUGAGGUCCCAGACGCCCUGAGGUGUUCCCCGACAGCACUUGCGGAAGUCUGUGCCUGAAUCCUCUCCCCUUGGCACCAAAGUAACCGAACAGAAUAUUGCCAUGGACAAGGCUACCUUCUCACUCGUGCCCUGAAAGGGAGCAAGGAGGACGCGAGGGCCCAGCCCUAGAGCACAGACACUUGGUGGCGCUGCCUGUCCUUCUGCGGUUGACCCGGCCUUGGAAGUUUUCGACUUCUCAGUGGGUCCUCAGCUCCUGAACAUCACCUCAGUCCACGCACUUCUCUGCAGGAAGCCUGCCCUCCUCCCUGAGCACCACCUGGCUGGGCCCGCGGCUGUCGCUGCUCACAGGUCCCUGCUGCUACUUCUGUGCAUGGACAGGGACACGGAGAGGCCCUCUUGCCCUCUCCUCCCCAAGCCUGCCUGCCUGUCGGUCUGUCUAUCAUCUAUCUAUCUAUCUAUCUAUCUAUCUAUCUAUCUACCUACCAUCUAUCAUCUCUAUCAUUUAUACUAUAUCUCACAGUGUCCCAGUGCCAAAUCAAGGAAGGAAAUAAACAGGUUUUAGUUAUCUUCUCUCCCGGGGAAUAACAUUCCACUUCCUCCUACCUCCCUAUUGUCAAACCCUAAAUAUAAGAACCAGAGAAAUGGAAUAAAUGUCCCCGAAGAAAUACUCCAAAUCGCAUUCUUGUCCUGGUUCCUGAACCCCUGAGCGUAUUCCAGCGCACGCAGGCUCGUGCUGAGCAGUAGGUGGCUCAGGAAUCCUUUUAUUGCAUUGAGAGCUUUCGUUAAAAGUGUUUACCCAGCGACAAAUGAGAACUUAAGCUUUUGGGUUGACUGGCUUUUUCCUAAGAACUGUCCAAUCCUAAGGCUCAGAGAAGGGUUCCCCAUUUUCAUCUUCUGCAAAGUGAAACGUCAGGUGAGCUGCUGGCAGCUGUGCAGACUGCUGGUGCUUCUGUGCGGUUGUCUCGGUUUCCGCGUGGAAAGAUGACCGGGAUCCCCAGAAGCCCCUGGGCGGCAGCUGGAAUUGUGACGGUGGUUCUCACGGUGCUGAGGACGCCCCUGGCUCACCGCAGAGGGACCCCCGGGGACUUCGUGUACCAGUUUAAGGGCACCUGCUACUUCACCAACGGGACGCAGCGCGUGCGGCUCGUGGCCACGGAAAUCUACAACCGACAGGAGAUCGUGCGCUUCGACAGCGACGUGGGGGUGUUCGUGGCUGUCACGGAGCUGGGGCGGCCCCACGCCGAGAGCUGGAACAGCCAGGAGGACCUGCUGCUGGUGUACCGGGCGCAGGUGGACGUGCUGUGCAGACACAACUACAAGGAGAUGGCUCCCUUCACUGUGCAGCGGCGAGGUGGGCGGGCGGCUCCUCGCGCAGCCUCGCGCGGAGGCCGGGAAGGGAUCUAA
Myotis lucifugus (little brown bat) is the source of this 1632-nucleotide messenger RNA. RefSeq names its product SLA class II histocompatibility antigen, DQ haplotype C beta chain-like. Gene Ontology annotation, cellular component: membrane; MHC class II protein complex. Lineage: Eukaryota; Metazoa; Chordata; Mammalia; Chiroptera; Vespertilionidae. Gene Ontology annotation, biological process: peptide antigen assembly with MHC class II protein complex; positive regulation of T cell activation; immune response. The transcript has 2 exons. The record is from RefSeq and is a predicted model, not a curated record. Bases 1210 to 1632 code for a protein of 140 amino acids. Gene Ontology annotation, molecular function: MHC class II protein complex binding.